CAGAACUUAUCAAAGAAAUAUUGGCCAAUAAAGAAGACACUUACCCGAAAAUGGACAUGGAAGGCUAUGCAAAAAAACUACUAGGGGAAGCACUAAUAACCAAUGAAGGUGAAAAAUGGGCAAAAGUAAGAAAACUAGCCAACCACACUUUCCACGCCGAAAGCCUGAAACAUAUGGUGCCAGAAAUGAGUGCGAGUGUUCAAACAAUGCUAGAGAAAUGGAAAAAACACGAAGGAAAAGAGUUCGACGUGUUCAAGGAUUUUGGACUGUUAACAACUGAAGUAAUUUCCAGGACAGCGUUUGGAAGCAGCUAUAUGGAAGGCAAACAUAUUUUCGAGAUGGUGGCAAAAUUAACUGCAAUAACUGUCAAAAAUAUUUACAAUGUCAGAUUUCCUGGAAUCAGUAUGCUAAUAAGAACAAAUGAUGAAAUUGAAGCAGAGAAACUUGAAAGAGGAAUCAAGAGCUCCAUCCUUGAGCUAGUAAGGAAAAGAGAAAAGGUUAAAGAUCGAACGUUUGAGAAUUUUGGGACUGAUUACCUAGGACAACUUAUGAAGCUUUUGCACGAAUCGGACAUGAACAAAAGUAUCACAAUAGAUCAAAUGAUCGACGAGGUCAAGGCAUUGUUUGGUGCUGGACAUCUUACAACAACAAGCUUACUUGGUUGGUCUGUUUUUCUCUUAGCACAUCAUCCAGAAUGGCAAGAAAAAGCCAGAAAAGAAGUGUUAGAAUUUUGUGGCCUUAAAAAUCCAACUUCUGAUGCAAUCACAAGACUAAGAACAAUGAACAUGAUACUUAAUGAAUGUAUGAGAUUGUAUCCUCCAGUUAUUACAAUGACAAGGAAAGUUAAAAGAGAAGUUAGACUAGGGAGCAUGACUCUUCCUGCUAACAUGACAAUUUUCAUGCCAAUUUUGGCACUGCACCACGAUCCACAAAUUUGGGGUAAAGAUGUUCAUAUUUUCAAACCCGAGAGGUUCGCAGAAGGGGUGGCUAAAGCAACAAACAACAACGCAGCAGCAUUUUUCCCCUUUGGAUUGGGACCUCGUACUUGUGUUGGUCUGAAUUUUACAACAAAUGAAGCAAAGAUUGCCUUAUCAAUGAUUUUGCAGCGUUAUAAGUUCACUCUGUCACCUAAUUAUGUUCAUAAUCCUUGUGAUAUUUUCAUUUUGACUCCCAAGGAUGGAGUUAAAGUUGUCCUUGAAUCUAUUUAG
This is a messenger RNA of Nicotiana tabacum (common tobacco), 1208 nucleotides long. RefSeq names its product cytochrome P450 CYP749A22-like. Gene Ontology annotation, molecular function: monooxygenase activity; oxidoreductase activity, acting on paired donors, with incorporation or reduction of molecular oxygen; heme binding. Lineage: Eukaryota; Viridiplantae; Streptophyta; Magnoliopsida; Solanales; Solanaceae. The record is from RefSeq and is a predicted model, not a curated record.